AUGAAGUUCUGGAUUGUUCUAUUUCCCAUUGUUGUGUUGUGGUGAGUACGGUACUGUGCACAGAGACGGGCCUUAGCUGACCAAACGUUGCCGCACGAUCGUCCCGAGGUUAGCAGCCUCGCCUCCUUGAGCGAUUUUGUCUAUGCGUCGCCGCCUCUCGCCGCAAAAUGGCAGAGUGUUGCCGACGCAUUAGCCAUUCCGCAGGAGCGUGGGAAAGUGUUGGCUCGCUCGCCCUCCACCUCUACACCUCCCAUACUUGAGAAGCGCUGCGAAGCGGCAAGGGCUGCCAUCGCACAAUGUCUUGCCAGCGCCAAAGAGAAGGCAAAGAGGCUCCUAUUUGGAGAGCCUGAUCCCUACCAUGGACUUGAUUUCGCAAUUUCGUAUCGUCACCCAAACGAUUGGUACACCGACGGCGAAAGGCGGGCUCACGUGAUCAUGAGUAUGAAGGACAAUGGAGUAAGGAAUGGCCAAGGAGGAAGACGUCGAUUGCGGAACCCAAUCAGUGUUGAGCCGCUCUCUGCACAGGCUAGAUGGACAGCGAAUCGGAUCAAAUGGCAAGCCGAAGAUCCAUUGGAAGAACCCGAUGCGCAGCUCAUGCAUCAAGAGCAAGGCGAUUGGUUUUUGCCUCCGGGCGGACAUCACGCACAUAUUGAACGCAGAGAUUUGGUGCGAGCUGCGCCCCGCGUCGUUCUCCAAAAGCGCUGCGGCCCCGCGACAGCUGCCAUUAUAGGCUGCCUGAUCGAGGCGAAAGAAGCUGCCAAAAGGCUUUUCAGGCUCGGGCAGCGACAGCCUAACCUUUAUCAAGGCCUGGAACAUGCAGUAUCGUGGCGUCAUCCCAACGAAUGGUACCUCGACGGUCAAAGAAGAGCGCACGUCCUCGUUAAAUUGAAAGACAAUGGCGUCCGCAAUGGGCAGGAAGGUGGACCUCGACUGCGAAGACCCAUAUCGCUCGAGCCUGUCGGUGACGAAGAUAGGACUGUGCUGACCAAAGUCAAGUGGAAGCCUGAAGAUCCACUCGCUCAGCCGGAUACUCAGCUAAUGCAACAAGAGCUGAGGCAGUUUGCGCUGCUAAGGCAGAGGAGCGUGCCCGGUGCUGCGCCUUCGGCCAUCGAGCGACGAUGCAUUCAGGGUGCUCUGGGUCGCUGCACGCAAUACGCCCAAAAGCUUUUGGGCCUCUCGAACGAUACAAGAGAUGCUGUGCGAGCAGCCGAGCAGCGCGCCCAAGUACUGCCAAAUGAGGAAGCGAGACACGGCGGGGCCCGACGGUCUCCAGAAAGAAAUGGUCCUGUGCGAACAUGGCGCUCAAUCUGGUUCGACCAUCCCAGAUGGAUGUACGUUAGCGAUCGUAGGGGCGAAGCUUCUGUCUUCAUCCGGACCAAGGACAAUGGCAGACGCAACGGCGAGGAUGGGGUGCGAAGAAGACGACAUCCCAUCGCCAUCGAUGGCGACAUCUACAAGUCAAGGCUGAAUCGAGCGGGCGUCAAAUGGACUUUUGAAAGACCCCAAGAGCAUCAGCACUUAGAAAGAAGAGACGGCGCUGGUUCUUCAAGCCCUGUGCUUCACAAGCGCUGCGUUCUCACGGCAUUGCGCCAGUGUAUUCGCUACGUCUUCGACUCGAGAGUGAACGAAGAGCGUUCGGGUGCGAGGCUUCCCUUGCUUGGUAGAGGUUCCCGGCACGAUCCUACACGCACUCCAGACGUGUACAAAGGAUUCGCAGUGGCGCAUGUCAUGCCCAACUUGCCCGAAAGCUCCACCACUCGAAGUGUCGACAUCUGGGUCGGUGCAGAAGACAACGAGGUACGUAACGGUGAUAGAUCGGCGCGCAAGCGCAAUCCAAUCGCUGUAGAUCGCGCAACCUUGGGUUCAAGGCUGGCUCGCACGAAAGUGCGUUGGGAGAUUCAAAGGGUGCCACCACCUCAAUUGCGGAAUCCUAGCAAUGCACAACAGAUGAUCCGUCGCAGGAAUGUCUUGCAGGGUGGCAAGACGAUGAAGAGAGCGCUAGGAAUCGGAGAUGACGCCGGUCUCGUCAAACGCGGCGGCACGGUCAAAUAUGCCCCGUCCAGAGACCGCAGUUCAUCGUUGACGAGGCGAUGCUUCCGCGUCGCUUUCGAAAAUUGUAAAGAUGCCGUUUCAGAAGUGCUCUUUGGUCCAAGCGUAGAGAAGCAGAUCGCAGCUCUAACAAGAGCUCCCGUGUCGCAGUAAGUUGCCCCGAUUGGCAGAGAGCGUGGCCAUCGCGCUGUCUUGCCUGCAUGAAGAGACUCACAAUGCUCCCAUGCACCCCCAGAAAGAACAAAAAUUGA
Molecule: messenger RNA, 2300 nt
Organism: Ceraceosorus bombacis
Lineage: Eukaryota; Fungi; Basidiomycota; Exobasidiomycetes; Ceraceosorales; Ceraceosoraceae
Source: the annotation of a GenBank genome assembly